This is a messenger RNA of Anopheles merus, 5020 nucleotides long. RefSeq names its product guanine nucleotide-binding protein G(s) subunit alpha (gene Galphas). The record is from RefSeq and is a predicted model, not a curated record. The transcript is spliced from 12 exons. Gene Ontology annotation, cellular component: heterotrimeric G-protein complex. Gene Ontology annotation, biological process: adenylate cyclase-activating dopamine receptor signaling pathway; sensory perception of chemical stimulus. Lineage: Eukaryota; Metazoa; Arthropoda; Insecta; Diptera; Culicidae. Gene Ontology annotation, molecular function: G-protein beta/gamma-subunit complex binding; G protein-coupled receptor binding; GTPase activity. Bases 1843 to 2994 code for a protein of 383 amino acids.
ACGCGCUAGAGAGUGAAAGAGAGAAAGAGUGUGUGUAUAUGAGAGGGCCCGCGCGCGCACUUGACCGUGAGAGGGAGAGAGCGCUGUCGCACGGACGUACAGAGAGAGAGAAAGAGCGAGCGCGCACAGUUUUGCUGUGCACGUACUGAAAUGCUGCUUGCGAGUGAGCAUGUGUGUGUGUGUGUGUGUAAGCAAAGGAGCGAGAGUAGUAGCAGCAGGCGCACACACGAUUAGUACUGGUAGUAGUAGUGCGCCAGUGCGCUUGGUGUAACUGUUGGUAGUGGUAACAGUGCUUACACCACACAGGGCAGAGAAAGAUAGCGAAUGUGUUGCUUGCAGUGUGCAGUGCGUGCGUGCGUGUGUGUGUUUGUCUGUCCGACGUUCUGAUUCCUGCCUAGCCUCCUAGCGCGGAGAGUGUUUGUGUGUGUGAGUGCGUGCGAUCAAACAGUAGGCGAGGAGCGAGUGUGCAACACUACCGGAUAGGAAAAAAAGGAGAAGAAGAAACACACCCCAGCUCUACUCUGGCAGAAGGUGGGCGGCCCCCGGGGGAAGAGAGAGAGCAAAUCAAUAGCAACCGGUUGCUAGCUGCUGCUGUCAAACGCGAAACAGCGAAAGAAACGCGAAGAAAAGCGGCCCUAACCGUGGUCAUCCUUGAUUUUUGCCUUUUAUUUUCGAUUGUGAGACAGUGUGUGAGUGUGUGUAGUGUCCUGUGUCCUGUGUCUUCUACCCUAGUAAACGGGGAGCAGGGCCACAAAUGUAACACUUCACUGCUUUGCAGCUUCUUCCUCUUGACGACGGGACACGGUACCGGGGCAACGAGCGCACCAAGCGCCCGAAGGAUUUCCUCCUGAAGACAUCUACUUUGGGAAGAAUACGGCCUCGCGCACCAUCGUCCCUGAUCGAUCCCCCAGUGUGUGUUUGUGUUGUGUUGCCUACUGUGUGAGGUUUGCUUUGUUACUAUUGUGUACCGAUUUAGUGCGUGUGUGUGUGUGGAAAGUGUAAUGUUGUAAUUUAAUAAUAAGAAAGAAAAAAAAAGAUGACGUGCUGUUAAAAGUGCAGUGUAACAGUAAGCUUAAAGUGUGUGAAAAAUUAGCAAAAUAAGAAGAAGAAACACGUCCGUUUCGGUGUGUGCAGUCCCUACGAGCCUCUGCCGCGAUCGUCAGCCUACAAUCCGGUUGAGAGAUAUACCUCACAAACAACGCGACAGCAAUUGGCCCCCAUUGUGUAGAAAUUAACUAGGCAGGAAUAAUCCUCGAGUUACACAGUAACAGCAAAGCGCGGUCAACAACGCGUAUCCUGAGACGAGUAAAAGAAGAGUAUCAGGCGAGGAGACACCGGAGUCUGUGGCUGUCCGUAGUUGCUGCUCGGGACCCCAACCUCUGGCAGUGUCCCGAAGGUUGCACCGAUCUUCACGAACAAGACACACGAAACAUGAGCGUUUGUGAUACAGUGCGAUUGGUAGUAUGCGGCACAUCGGAUAGAGAGCAAAAGGCUUAAGGUGUGUUAGUAACUGAAACUUGGAGUAGGAAACGGAUUGAAGAUAUCGCCGAAACAUCAACCAGAAAACGUUCUCAAUCCACACCCAACGAAGCGGUUGUAGCUGUCCAAAAGGGGGCUUUGCAAGACAGAUCCAUCAAACGGACAACAACACCACCACCACCACCACCACCACACACCGCACCAGUAGCAGCAGUAGCAGCAGCAGCGACGAAGACGGAGGGUUCUCGGGAAACAUCGCACCCCAUCUAGACGCUGGCUCGCAACGGUGAAGCGCGGGGGGCCGAGUCUCCCGAUACGUCACCGGAAGGCGGUGCCACCUGCUGGUGGGCGCCCUGGUCAGCGAUGGGUUGCUUCGGCUCAGCCGGAUCGAAACAGUCGGACUCGAACAGCUCCGAGGAUACCAAGAGCCAGAAACGGCGCAGCGAUGCGAUCACGCGGCAACUCCAGAAGGACAAACAGGUGUACAGAGCGACGCACAGACUGUUACUACUCGGGGCCGGUGAGUCCGGCAAGUCCACCAUCGUGAAACAGAUGAGAAUAUUGCACGUGAACGGGUUUUCCGACAGUGAGCGGAAGCAGAAGAUAGAGGACAUUAAGAAGAACAUUCGUGAUGCUAUCCUGACAAUUACCGGUGCAAUGAGCACACUGACGCCGCCUAUUCAGUUAGAGAAACCGGAAAAUCAGGCACGUGUAGACUACAUUCAGGAUUAUGCGUCAGGGCCUGAUUUCAAUUAUCCACCGGAAUUCUACGAGCACACCGAGGAGCUGUGGAAAGAUCGCGGUGUCCAGCAGACGUACGAGCGAUCGAACGAGUAUCAAUUAAUUGAUUGUGCUAAAUACUUUCUGGAUCGUGUUAGUGAAAUCAAGCAGCCUAACUAUACUCCAACCGAGCAGGAUAUCCUGAGAUGUCGUGUGCUAACCUCUGGCAUUUUCGAAACUAGGUUUCAGGUUGAUAAAGUGAAUUUCCACAUGUUCGACGUCGGAGGGCAGCGUGACGAGCGGCGUAAGUGGAUCCAAUGCUUCAACGAUGUCACAGCAAUCAUCUUCGUGACGGCGUGCUCUAGUUAUAAUAUGGUCCUGCGCGAAGAUCCCACACAAAACCGGCUACGGGAGUCGCUGGAUCUGUUUAAAAGUAUUUGGAAUAAUCGAUGGUUACGGACUAUAUCCGUUAUAUUGUUUUUAAACAAGCAAGACUUACUGGCCGAAAAGAUAAAGGCAGGCAAGAGCAAGCUGUCCGAUUACUUUGGCGAGUUCAACCGUUACCAGACGCCAGCCGACGCCGUGUGCGAAAUGGGCGAGGAUCCAGAAGUGAUUAGAGCAAAAUAUUUUAUAAGGGACGAGUUUUUGCGUAUAUCGACAGCGAGUGGCGAUGGCAAACACUACUGCUAUCCACACUUUACCUGCGCUGUAGAUACGGAAAACAUCAAGAGAGUUUUCAACGAUUGUCGGGACAUCAUUCAGCGGAUGCAUCUGCGGCAAUAUGAGUUGUUAUAGAUAUACUUAAUGAUUUCGAUACAACAGCAACUUGGUCGUCUCAUUUUAGUUGUGUCUAUCGUGAAACAAAUAUCAAACCUAGCCAAACUAUACUAAUUUUAUAAUAAAACAAAUAUUUGAUUAGGAAUUAAUCAAAACAAAAAAAUGGAACAUGCAUAAGCACACAACAAACAAGUACACACACACACAUCCACACGAAUACACAUGCCUCUAACCAUCCCACACAGUACACACAUACACACCCUCCUCCAACCCUCCAUAGAGAGAUGCAUAAGAUCACCGAGAUCGCGCAACUACACCAAUGUUGCUCUGAGCACGUGCGCAGUCACGCAAACGAACAACGUUUGGACGAACAAACGACGACACAGUGAACCCCCCGCUGCUCGGAAAACAUACACCAACUGGUGACAUUUACUGGUCAACCGGGUCGUGUAGACCGGGGGAGGCAAAAAGGAUCCCAAAAAAAAACAUCCCUAUCGGAAAAUAAGAUUCGGCCAUGAUGGCAUCGUGUGCGGAGCCUGUGGACGAACACGCGUGUGCGUGUGCGUGGUGGUGCAAUCAAUACUAGGCGCUGUUCGGGCACGCUAAUGCUCGAAUAAAGGCAAACAUUUAAAAUCCACCUCCAAUCACACAUACACAGACAAAGAGAGAGAGAGAGUAAGAGAGAGGCAUUAGAAGCAACAAAGUAACAACUGCCGUCGAAUUGCGCAAAUUAGUCAAAAAAGAAGGAGCAAGAGCAGAACAAAGCAAAGGUGUCACGUGUAUCUCGUUGCAAGGGUUGCAAGCAAGGCAGGAUAAGCAGCGUAAGUGGGGAAACAUUAUCCUCCCGCACCCUCUACCCACGAACUAAACCAAAUCUAAAAGCAGAAGUAAAAAGAAAAAGAGAAGAAGAGAGAAUACAAGGUUUAGAGCUUGCACUCCUUGUAAACUAAUGGUUUGAUCGGGCGGGCGGCUACGGAUAAAACAGACGCGCGCAUAACCACAGCACAGUUUCUCAUGUUCUCGCUGAUCUGCUAAGUGUCUACCGAACACGACCAGAGAUAAAUAGAGAGAGAGAGAGAGAGAGAGAGAAAGAUAGGAAGGUCGAACAAAAAGAAGAGGGCUGCUAGAGGUAAGCCUUUUGUGCAAUAAAAUCGGUGGGUGUAGAAUUAGGUUUUAGUGGGAUAAAAGUAACUAUGAAACAAACAAAUCCCACCCCACAAGUACACGUACACAGACACACACUCACUAUAAAGAGGCCAUCGCCGCCCGAUCAACGUAACGUGGUGGUGCGCUGUACAGAGGAGAGGGUUAGCUGUUACCCCCGCGCUCCGGGUGCGUGUGCAAAUGUAAAUGUGCUGGCAAAAGGGUGGAGACGAUACACUACUUUCCUUCCACCAAAAGGCCGCCAUUCGUUACAGCAGCAGCAAAUGCUUUAGUAGAAGAAAUCGUUCCACAAACACACACAUCCAGCAUACAACAGUAAAAGCUCACUCGACACAAGCAAAACAGUGUAGGCAAAACGAGAUUCGUGACGCUGCUCCCUUCACAGCUUCCAGUUGGCUGCUUCCGAAGGAGGAGAGAGAGAGAUAAUUGUAGUUGCAGAGAAUGAAAGCUUCAUUGUGCAGGCAAAUCAUGAUACAUAGAUACACACACACACAUAUACACACGCAGACACUCAUACACAUAAAGUGCAACACUGUUCUGUGAACUGGGUAGCAAGAUAGGACGAAAGAAGGGAAAGAGAGAAAAGGGAUGUAGAUUUAGUAAUAUUAUCGCAACGUAGCUGUUGGAAUUUCAGUAUUUCGCUCUCAUGUUUUAUAGUUGUUUGUUUUGUUUGUUUGUUUGUUUUAUUUUUUGUUUGCUAGUAAGCGACUAAUAAGCCCAGGCGCGCCCAUCACACGCAUCUGUUGUGUGUAUUGUUGUGGUAAAAUGUUGUUAUUGUUUUAAAUCUGGCCUGGUCCAACACCGCUAAGCAAUGUUUAGUAUGAAAGGAAAAGAAAACAGGUUCGGUCCUACUCCCCCCCCCCCCCUCAACACUUACACA